Molecule: messenger RNA, 2225 nt
Organism: Gordionus sp. m RMFG-2023
Lineage: Eukaryota; Metazoa; Nematomorpha; Gordioida; Chordodea; Parachordodidae
Product: septin-2-like
Exons: 11
Coding region: 136-1503 (455 amino acids)
Biological process (GO): intracellular protein localization; cytoskeleton-dependent cytokinesis
Cellular component (GO): septin complex; microtubule cytoskeleton; cell division site
Molecular function (GO): GTPase activity; GTP binding; molecular adaptor activity
Source: RefSeq, a predicted model, not a curated record
CUAUUGGAAUCGCAUCUAAUUUCCAAAUCGAAUAAAUGUGUCAAAAUUCGAAUCGAAUAACGAAUAAUUCGUUAAAAACUUAAACCGGAACAAACCAAGAAGGAACGAAUCGAUAUUUGUUCAAAAAUAACCGGAAUGGGAGAUUCAUCUAUUCGAACCUUGAAAUUGAAUGGGCACGUGGGUUUUGACACGUUCCCCGAACAGUUGGUAUCCAAAUCAAUUAGACAGGGAUUCAUAUUCAACAUUUUAUGUAUAGGCGAAACUGGCCUAGGAAAAUCCACUCUCAUGGAUUCCUUAUUCAAUACAUCGUUCGAUUCGUUGCCCAGCCCUCAUAACUUGCUCCAGGUAUCGCUGCAAUCAAAAACAUACGAAUUAAGGGAAGGCAACGUCAACCUCAAGCUCACCAUAGUUGACACUGUCGGCUACGGGGACCAAAUCAACAAGGAGGAAAGCUGGAAACCUAUCAUUCAAUACAUCGAUGAUCAGUUCGAGAAUUAUCUGCAAGAGGAACUCAAGAUUAAACGUUCCCUACAUAAUUAUCAUGACUCGAGGAUACACUGUUGUCUCUACUUCAUUUCUCCCACUGGACACUCUCUCAAAGCCUUAGACCUCAAGGUAAUGCGUGGACUGGACACUAAGGUCAACGUGGUUCCAAUAGUGUCCAAGGCGGACACGGUGUCUAAGGUCGAACUCACCCGAUUCAAAUGCCGAAUCAUGAACGAGCUCAAGUCGGCCGGCGUCAAAAUUUACCGUUUUCCUUUAGGAGGCGGACCGUUUGAUGACUUUAAUGAGGUAUUGGACGGGCCCGAACGAACCGGGUUGGAUCGCUAUAAUUGCGGGUCUUUGGUCGGAGACAACAAGAUGGAUGGAGGCAAACUAAGCUCGGAUAACGAAACUUCUGGAGGGGACGAUAUGAAUAAUUUACUUCCAUUCGCUGUCGUCGGUAGCACUGACUUCGUCAAGAUUGGUAAUAAAAUGGUUAGAGCUCGCCAAUAUCCAUGGGGCAUCGUUCAGGUUGAAAACGAAUCACAUUGCGAUUUCGUGAAGCUCCGUGAGAUGUUAAUCAGAACUAAUAUGGAGGACAUGAUAGAGAAGACCCACAGCUCACAUUACCAGCUCUACAGACUAAAGAGAUUGGAAAAUAUGGGGUUGAAAGAUAACGUCGACUCAGCAAGCCCUAACAAUAAUGGGGGGCCCUCAUCACUGCUCACCUUACAGGAGGGCUACCAGAAUAAACGCCAAGAACUGCUAACUGAAAUCAAAAAAAGAGAAGAGGAAUUGAGAAAAUGCUUUGUUCAGAGGGUAAAGGAUAAGGAACAAGAACUCAAAGAAUCCGAAAAAGAGCUUUACGUCAAGUUCGAAAAUUUGAAGAAAAUGCAUAGCGAGGAAAAAAGAAAGUUGGAAGACAAGAAAAAAUCAUUGGAUCAAGAUAUCGAAGGUCUGAUGCGCCGCAAACAACAAGCCCAAUCAUCUACCAUGAAGAAGAAAAAAUCCUUCAUGUAAAUCCUUCCAAGACAAAAAAAAUAUCUACCACUUUUCCAAUCUCAUUCUUCCAAAGAACUCAAGGAAAUUGAGAGAUUCACUCGUUUAACUAUAUUUUAACACAGAUUCAAUAAUCAGAUAUUCUUUUUAUUUUAUCCUUUUUAUUAAUCUCAUUUUCGAUAAUAUGAAAACAAUCAAUAUACUUAUAAAAUUUACUUAUAUAUCUUUUGAAGAGUUGGGGUUAGUAUAUAUUUUUUUAGUAUUAUUCUCAUUUUCUGUAACAUCUUUGUUUGAAAACAAUCAAUAAACUCUUUUCAUGUUUAUGCAACUUUUUGACUAAUAUAUUAUGUACCAAGCACACGGUAUUGCAUUUAUACAACAUUAGUUUAGAAUUGUAUCGAGUUUUGAAUGUUUUAUGUAUUAUAACUUGCGUUCUUUUGGCGAAUAUUUUUUAUAUAUUAUAUAUUGUUAUAAUAAUAUUUAAAUAUUUUCCAGUAUGCAUUUGUUUUACUAUUUAUUCUACAGGAAUAUUUUUUUUAAAUGGUCCUCCUUUAUGCCACAUUUUAAUUUUUUGUUAUCAAUUUUUACCAACCUUCCUUAAAUUUCUUAUAUCUUAUUUAUAUAAUACAAUAUACCAUAUUUAUGUUUGCUAUGAAUAUAUAUAUAAAAUUAUACAAAUUUCUUUAUGUUUUGUUAAAGUUUAAAUUGAUAUUCAAUUUUUAGACUUGUUAAAAUUUACAAUU